Molecule: messenger RNA, 4571 nt
Organism: Pocillopora meandrina
Lineage: Eukaryota; Metazoa; Cnidaria; Anthozoa; Scleractinia; Pocilloporidae
Source: the annotation of a GenBank genome assembly
UAUUCUGUUUCCGGAGAUGUUGUUUCGGUUGUGGGGGAGAGGUGUGUCUGGUACGACUUGGGGGAAAUGGCUCAUCAGAGUUUGGAACCUCCAAAGUACAUAAGUGCCUCUCGUGUAAAAGAGGUUCUGAAGUAUGAAGACCUCAUUCCGGUCAUUGAACAGGCCUUAGUCAAUUUUUCCGCCCGUAGAAGCGGCGGAGUUGUUCAGCCUGUGCGCACAGCCGUUGAGGUCGAAAACCGCGGGUAAGGUAACAUACACUUAUGUCUUAUGAUUGAAGAACAUAUUUGGAAACUAAAUUUUUGGAAACACCUAUCACUGAUAAGAUUUUUGUAAGUUAUUCGUAGGAUUCUGUGACGGGGCUCAUUCUUUUCGUUUUUUUAGCAUUAAUUUGGUCAUCAACGGAGGGCAUGGACUAGGAGGUGGAACAGGGCCCUGCCAAAAAGUGUAGAUAUGGAUGUUAAUUGUUGAAAAAAUUCUCAGCGUGUCCCACAAAACUGCAGCUUUUCCACAUUUCUCUUUUCCAAGGCUCUAGCCCUUUUCCAUUGUUUUCAAGUAGUAUUAAAGCCAUGUUUUGUACCUGCCAAACCGGUUAUCCUGUUUAUUCCAGCACCCCUUGCCUCACCUAUGGACAUCCUGACAUGACCUUUAUUGCAAGCUCUAACCAUAGCACCUCCAAAUGAGAAAAUAUUAAGGUUUCUAGACCCCUAGAGCCAUUUAACUGGUUAGAGUCUAUGAAAUAAAUUAUUCAGGCCAGUUAUUUUGAGAUUGACUCAGCACUUACCAGUUUUUAGAGUUAAUUAGGAUAAUUUUGAGGUCUUUAUCAUCCUGCAGAUUUUUUCUUGUGAUGCCAGCCUAUUCAGCUAAAGACAAUGCUCUUGCUGUAAAAUUGGUCACAGGUUUUCCAGAAAAUGAGAAACAGGGCCUACCUUCAUUCUUAAGCAAUGUUAUGGUAUUAGAUCCCAAGAAUGGUUUGUUACAAGCGGUCAGUAAUGUCAGUUUUGAUAAUUUUGUCAACUAGCGUAACCAUUUGUCAUAUCAAUUGAUUAUAGAGGCUGAAUGUAGACAAUGUAUGCUGCAAAAUCCUUUAAUCAUUUUUUGGCUUCUCCAAAUAUUAACUAAAAACCUACUUUCAUGUUAGUUAUUCAAAAUUUAGUGGUCCUAUAGGAGAUUUCUUAGUGUAUUUCUUAGGUUUCUUUGGUCAAAAAUACUGCUAAAUUCAGUUGUACUUCAUGUAAAUUUGCUGCAUUAUGGUCAAUUGGAUUGAGGCUAAGAGCUAUCAUUAGGGAAAUCAGUAGCUCAAGGCCUCGAUCCAAUUGUCCAGUUUAAUCAACAUGCUACUGAAGGUCAACUUCAAAUUUUGACUGAAUUAUAUUUAAUCAUUUAAAGAUUAUGGAUGGCAUUCCAAUCACAGACAUGCGGACUGCAGCAGCAUCUGCUGUUGCAACUAAGGUGUGUUUUUGCAUCUACUGAGUCUAAUGUAUUAAAUUUAGUGCAGUGAUUUAUUGUCAUCUCCACAUUAGAUGCUUUUAAUGAUAGCUGAUCCCUGCAGGAGGCUUGUCAUGUCUCAAUCACGCAUAUUUACCCUUUAACUCCGAGAUUAAAUUUGUAAUUCUCCUUACUUUCAACCAUACCAUUCUUAUAAUGUUAGUUCAGAGAAUUUAGUAUUGGAUCAGCUAAUUAUCCUCAAAUUGAUAAUUUUCUUUACUCUUAUCUCUCAUCUGGUUGAUAUUGUAUUGAUACUGUAAGGAUAAAUUCUGUCUUGGUCACUCAUGGGAGUUAAAGGGUUAAGACCCAGCCAGUCCUAACAAGAUAUAUCUGUAGCUCAGUUGCAUAUCAUCAGUUAGUAUAGAGCAUUCAGUGUUGUGCUGGGGUCUAAGUUCUCAUAAGGGAUCCAGAUUUUUCCUUGUUAGUGCUCUUUCCAAAUUUGUCAUAUUUUUUUUGUCAAAAAGGCUAUGGUAACUGUAAUUGACUCCUGUUCCUUGCAUCAUGUGAUUAACGUUGAAUCAACUUUUACUAUUAAUUUUUCCUGAAGAUGUGAAUGUUUCAUUUGUACUUCUAUUUCAGUUCCUUGCUUCUGAGAGUGCUGAAGUUUUGUGUAUUUUGGGGUCAGGUGCUCAGGCUAGAAGUCAUGUUGAGGCCCUCAAGUUUGUGAAACCCUUCACCGAGGUAAUAAUUUACAAUUAUUAUAUCAAUAUGAUAUAUUGAACGAUCUUUGCAGUAGUGAACACCAUAAGUAGUGGUGAAGUAAGUAGUGUUUAUUUCGGCAUAGAUUGCUCUCAUAUUUAUUUCUUACAUACAUACUUUACAUGCAUUAUUAAUGUGGCUGACACUUAGCUAUAUAAAGCUAGUUUACAGGUCAGUCAUGGAAGAAAUGAUAAAUAAAUAAACCUAGAAGCUAUACAAAAGUGUUUAAAAUGAUGUAGUAUUAUGGAACUGCAUAAAAUUAUAGAUUAAGUAUUAAACCUAUAAAAACUAGAUUAAAUUGCAAAUAAGGUCUAUAAACUUACAACUAUAUAAAAAGUGCUUAAAAUGAUAUAGUAUAUGGAGCUACAUAAAACUAAAAAAAAACUAAGUUAAAUGGCAAAUAAGGGACCAUAAACUUGCAAGGUUGAGCUCCUUGAGUCCAUGUUUAAAACUGCGGUAAUCAUCGAUAUUUCUUAAAUUAUUAGGAAUAAUGUUCCAUAGUUAGGUAGGUCCCAUACUUUGUAGAAUACACAUUAUGUACGUUCACAGUCAUGAAUAUGUUUAAUUAUGUCUGAUGUCGCCUGCAAUUGAUCUAUAUGUUUGUCACUACUGAAUGUUUUUAUGCGUUAGAUUUCAAAUGAAACUUGUUAAUUUUCAAGGUCAGAAUAUGGAGUAGAACCUUUGUUAAUGCGCAAAAGCUUGCAGAUGAGAUUGGUGCCAAAGCAUGUGCUACAGUUGAAGAAGCAGUCUCAGGGGCUGAUGUCAUAGUCACUGCUACCUUGGCAACAGAACCUGUUCUGUUUGGAAAGUGGGUCAAGCCUGGAGCACUGAUAAACUGUGAGUGGUCUAAUAAGGAUUAAUUUUUAUCAUCAUUAUCAGGAACUUUGGGAGCAAGCAAGCAGAUGACAGCGGUAAAUUUUGGGUUUAAUGGGCUUAAGUUUGGCCUGGUAAACACACUCACUGUAGGUGCAUAGAUCUUUACACUUCUAGUCACUUCAUGUGUAUCAAUUUCAGUAUCCUAGCAACUGAGCACCAAGGGGAGGGGUAGGUGUGUAGUUGCUUAGAUACUGACACUGAUUCCUUCAUGCCAUUCAAACAGAGAAAACACCUGGUCCAGCACUUAUAGACAACAAUUGGUUUUGAUCUAAUAUUACUGUUUGCCAUCGUUGAUUAAACUAUCUUUUUAGUUCAUAGAGGGGAAGGUUCCUCUUUGUAAUUGAUUUUAAACAUUUGCCAAUUUAAACUACCAGCUCCUAAAUACAAUUUUCUAAUAACACUCAUAAUGAUCAUAAGCUUACCACAGACCUAAUAUGUAUAUUGCUUUCAAAUCUAAAUCUCAACAGAAGUUGUGACUCUUUUUUCGUACAGCUGUUGGUGCACCCCGCCCAACAUGGCGAGAAAUGGAUGAUGAAACUAUGCACAAUAGCUUUAUAGUGGCAGACAGUAUUGAGGCAGCUUCUAAGGAAGCUGGGGAUGUGAUCCUCUCCAAGGUCAGUCUGUCAGAAUUUCUGUAGAGAAGUUUUACCAAAACUUUGCAAAAUAUGUCCCUAUGUAAGCCUUGUGGCUUUGGUGGCUCAUUAUUCUUUGAGUUAUUGGCAUUCCAUGGAAUUUAUUCUUUGUUCUUUUGAUAACUAGGCAACAGUGACUGGGGAGAUUGGUGAUGUUAUUUCAGGAAAAUUGGCUGUUCCUGAAGGAAAAACACGGAUCUUUAAGUCUUUAGGUAAGCUGUUGUGAGCUGUAGAAGAGUUAGAGGUGAAGUAUUCACAAAUCAACAGGGUGGGAGCAGGUGCCGACCCAUACUCACUUACAAUUUAAGUUAGAGAAGCUGAUAAAGGCUGUGAUAGUGUGAAAUGAUCAGCAAAGAACUGACAACACUACUUAGUUAUUGUUAGUUAUACCUUGAAACCUUGAAACUGAUUCACAUGGUAGUUUCAGUGAGUUAAAAUUAGUGAUACUGAUGAAAAUGUUGAAUUUUUUUCAUAAACUACUGGAACAUCUGUUUUCUAGGUAUGGCACUGGAAGAUGUUGUAUCUGCUAAGUUGGUGUUGAGUAAACUUGGUGGAUUAGGUGGUACACCUCUUGAUGUGCUUUAGCCAAUGAUAAUUUUAUCAUUGUUUUCUGGGAAAGAUGCCUGGGAGAGAAAAGACUGAUAUAUUUUAAAUGUGCCAAAGGCUAAGUGAAUAUCGUUGAAUACCCCCAAUACUAAGUAUUAUUAAAUAAAUGUAUAUCUCUCAUACACCACUUUUUAAGAUGAAAUAAAAGGUGGGCUCUUCAAGGGCUUAUAUUUAAGCUAUAGGAAGUCAUUUACCUUUCGUUUUCUUUCCUGUUUUCAUUCAAUGACUAAUGACGAGUGCAACGAGGCCCCUACCCCUGCCGGGCAACCUUCC